This is a messenger RNA of Penicillium pulvis, 1035 nucleotides long. RefSeq lists its product as uncharacterized. Lineage: Eukaryota; Fungi; Ascomycota; Eurotiomycetes; Eurotiales; Aspergillaceae. The record is from RefSeq and is a predicted model, not a curated record. Bases 1 to 1035 code for a protein of 344 amino acids. The transcript is spliced from 6 exons.
AUGGCGAUGCACCGUCAUCAGUCCUCUCUUGAGGGCUUGUGGCAUUAUGACCCCGAACAGACCGUUCGGAAGGGCUAUAAGCCUGCUGCGCUUAUACAGGCUACCCUCCAAUACGUUGCGUCUCCAGAUACUUUCUUGACUUUCUUCCUCUCUUACAUCUAUGAGGCCCUCUUCUCAAACGAACAAUACGCGGUUGAUUUCUAUAUUAAUCACACUAUAUCCUACCUCGAUGGGUUUGCCUCUUCGGAUUCUGAACGAAUACAGAAUCUCAACGAAGCUCUAGAAAAGUUCGCUGAAUACAUUGUUGAUAACUUCCUUCUUCCCCUCAGAGCCUCUUCUGUCAAGACACCACAACCGACACCCACCUUAUUAUCAUCCCUACAGAGCUCUACCCCGACUGGUACAAGCCAGCGUAUAUCUGUCCUACGACAGAGCUGUCUCGUGCGUGAUCGCCACCGUUGUGUUAUUUCUUCGAAAUUCGAUCGAGCAUCGACUAGGAAACGUUUCGCAGAAAAUGGGGAAUCUUAUGAAGACGAUGACGGGAAGCUGCUGAAGGAUCAGUCCAAGGUUGCCCAUAUUCUGCCCCACUGUCUGACGACAGUAGCUUCAGGAGACACGGAUUUGAGCGACUUGAAGAAAAAUGUUCUUCGGAUCUUGGAUAUGUUCGAUCCUGGCAUUGGCCAUUUAAUUAAUGGUCUAAAAAUUGACAGCCCCUUAAACGCCCUCACAUUAACGUUGGAUUACCACCGGAUUGACUUGAUAGAGCAGCGCCCUUUUCUACGUGACCCUUUAUUCCCCGUCACUCGCUCAUUAACCCUUAGCCCUCAUCGCACAAUAGAUCUGCUAUCCGCCCGGCUUCUUGAUGUCCACCGUGCUAUUGCGCAUAUCAUAAAUAUGAGCGGCGCAGGCGAAUAUAUCGAUAAGGUCCUUUGGGAUAUGGAGGAAUUAGAUGUCAGAGAAGAUGGAUUAACGCGUUUGGGAUAUCUUGCGGGUCUACGACUUAAUGGGUGGUUUACAACCCUAUCUGUGUAUUAA